Messenger RNA from Emiliania huxleyi CCMP1516, 555 nucleotides. RefSeq lists its product as hypothetical. The transcript is spliced from 2 exons. The record is from RefSeq and is a predicted model, not a curated record. NCBI's taxonomy places the organism in Eukaryota, Haptophyta, Isochrysidales, Noelaerhabdaceae. Bases 1 to 555 code for a protein of 184 amino acids.
AUGCGCAGCCUCCCGCUCGACCUGCCGCUCUCCCUUGACAGACUCAACGCGGAGCUCAAGAAGAUUGGCGAUGCGGCGCAGCACGCCGUCGAGAGCCAGAUCAACGAAUUCAAGGCCGAGGCGGAGAAGGCCGAGGCGGAUGUCGGGUUGUGGAAGCAAGAGGGCGCGUUGGCGGCCGCCGCUUCCUCCUCCUCCGCGGCGGCACCCGCGAGCGGCGCCUCGGCACUCGAGGCGGACGUGGAGGCGGCGAUCGCAGCGUCCCGCUGCAGAUCACCGCCUCGGCCGGCGGCUGGCGACGACGGCGAAGACUCUGCCGCGGGUAGCGCCACCCUCUCUCCGAGUGGUGCGGCGGCGGCCGCCGGCGUGCUGCCUCCGUCGCUGCCGGCGCAGCCGCUCUGCGCGCCCACCAAGGCGGCGCUCUUCUGCGCGGCGAUGCCUCCGCCCCUCUCUCCCUCGAGCCUGCAGGCCGUCGCGGCGGCGAGGAGGGCGGCCAACGCGCGCGUUGAGUCGGCGGGGGGUGGUGGCGGCGGCAGCGCUCAAGGAGGAGCAUUGUGA